This is a messenger RNA of Cydia splendana, 3329 nucleotides long. Its product is annotated as glucose dehydrogenase [FAD, quinone]-like. NCBI's taxonomy places the organism in Eukaryota, Metazoa, Arthropoda, Insecta, Lepidoptera, Tortricidae. The coding region runs from base 10 to 2088 and encodes 692 amino acids. Gene Ontology annotation, molecular function: flavin adenine dinucleotide binding; oxidoreductase activity, acting on CH-OH group of donors. The record is from RefSeq and is a predicted model, not a curated record. The transcript has 2 exons.
CAAGCAAAUAUGGCUGUGCAAACAAUAAUCGCUCGUAAAAGGAUAUGUUACAGUUCAUUAUACAAUAUUCUGAUUGUUAAACUAUCAGUAAAGGUCACGGGCAGGACUACACGGAGGAUCGCGAUAGUGAUUAUUUCUCAAGAGGGCCGUGCCGCGGUUGGACGCUACCGGCGAAGUGACAGUGUAGUGACACAAGGAUUUUCUUUCAGGUUCAGAGAUAUGAAACAUCAGCACGCGCCGAUCGCGGCAGCACUAUGGAUAUUGUUCGCCGCCUCCGCCGCAGACGGCCAGUUCGUGAACCCAGUCACCUCCCUGGCCAACUUCCUGAACGAGGGCGGCCACCAGUACGACAACGAGCCCCCCGACCAGACCGAGCUGCUCCAGGAGUACGACUACAUCAUCGUCGGCGCCGGCACUGCGGGCUGCGUCUUAGCUAACAGGCUCACUGAAGUCAAAGAAUGGAAAGUUUUACUAGUAGAGGCCGGAGUGAACGAGAACUUUAUCAUGGACAUUCCGCUGGUCGCUAACUACCUACAGUUCUCGUCAGCCAACUGGAAGUAUAAAACAAAGGCGUCGUCAAAGUAUUGCGCCGGAUUCGAGAACAAACAGUGCAACUGGCCCCGCGGCAAAGUAGUGGGAGGCUCCAGUGUACUAAAUUACAUGAUUUACACCAGGGGAUCACCCUACGACUACGACAACUGGAAGGCGAUGGGCAACGAAGGCUGGGGAUGGGACGACGUACUUCCUUAUUUCAAAAAGGUAGAAAACUUCAACAUACGUUCAUUUAACGACCCCAAAUAUCACGACCAGGGUGGCCACGUUAAUAUUGAACAUGCGCCUUUUCGUACUACAAAAGGAAAAGCAUGGGUAAAAGGAGCCCAAGAGUUAGGUUUCAAAUAUGGCGACUAUAAUGGUCCUACUCCGGCCGCGGUAUCGUUUUUGCAGUUGUCUAUGAAAAAUGGAACACGCCACAGUUCUAGUCGGGCCUACUUGCACCCUAUUAACGGAAGAAAAAAUCUUCACCUUUCAAAAGGAAGUCUAGUGACUAAACUGAUUUUAGAUGACAGCAAAGCCAAAGUAAUAGGUAUAGUAUUAGAAAAACAUAAUAUGAAAUACACAAUAUUAGCGAAAAAAGAAGUAAUCUUAUCGGCCGGAGCUCUUAACACACCUCAACUGCUGAUGUUGUCAGGAAUAGGACCAAGAAGUCAUUUGGAAGAAAUGAAAAUACCUGUAAUAAAAGAUCUAGCAGUUGGUUACAAUCUGAUGGACCAUAUCGCCGCUGGCGGGGUACAAUAUAUAGUACGGCCACAAAACGUAUCUGUAUCUACCGAAUAUAUAUUUAAUCAUUUAGAUGUGGUUUUUAAAUGGAUGAGAACACAUAAGGGGCCGCUGUCCAUACCUGGAGGGUGCGAAGCUCUGAUUUUCAUGGAUUUGAAAGACAAGUUCAAUACUACGGGAUGGCCCGACAUGGAGCUGUUAUUUAUAACAGGUGGACUAAAUUCGGACCCAAUGCUACGCAGAAACUUUGGCUUUGACGACCAAAUAUUUACAGACACCUAUGGUCCGCUUGGUAGAGCCGAGACAUUCAUGGUGUUUCCCAUGUUAAUGAGGCCGAAAUCGCGCGGUAGGGUGAUGCUACAGAGCAGAAACCCUAAAGCUUCGCCUUUAUUGAUUCCUAACUAUUUUGAAGAUCCAGAAGAUCUGCAGAAAAUUGUGGAAGGGAUAAAAGUUAGUAUUCAAAUAGCGCGACAACCUUCGAUGAGGAAAAUGGGCACAAAAAUGUACGACGUACCGAUAGAAGAAUGCUUACAAUAUGGUCCCUUCGGAAGCGAUGCAUACUUUGCGUGUCAAGCGCGAAUGUUCACGUUUACAAUCUACCACCAGAGCGGGACUUGCAAAAUGGGACCAAAGAACGAUCCGACAGCUGUAGUCGACGCUAGGCUAAGAGUACACGGUAUUCAGAAUUUAAGAGUGGUUGAUGCCAGUGUGAUGCCUGCAGUACCGUCGGGGCAUACGAAUGCCCCCACUUUUAUGAUAGCGGAAAAAGCAGCAGAUAUGAUCAAAGAAGAUUGGGGUAAAUGGAGAUGACCGGCAUUACCAGCUGUUCAAUUGUUAUAGUAAAUUUUGUGUACCGACUUUCGACGCAAAAAUAUUUUGAUGGUAAUGGGGAAUUAACAUUAUAAGUUCAUUAGGAUGAAAUUAUUGUUGCGAUCUUUUCUUCGACAAUUACUUAUUUUUAUUUAUGGCUCAAAUGUUUAGUCAUUAAUAAAUAAUUAGGUAAAUGAUAAUGAUAAAUUUAGAAAGAUCGUCAACAGGGGUUAAGACCAUUCGGAAUUCUCCGAGCGAGGUUUUUUCGAUGUGUAGACACAAACCUCGGUUGACACUCCUAGAGCUGCCUAAAAUUUUAUCAAACCUCAUGCGUUUUAGUCAAAGCCGGAAUUUGACUAGUCAAUCGGAGAAUUUCGACCAAAACACAUGGAUAGUCUCCAAAGAGUUUUCCCAAAAAAAGGAAUAGUGCUACGUACUAUACCUACUACUACCAUAUCGACUUACUACUCCAACCUCAAUUUUGGACGCCUAGAUUGCACUCGCGGCAAUAAAUGAUCUGAUAUGUUCCAAAUCCAGUGUAGGCGUUAUUUAAUUUAAGGAAAAGUCAAUUGUAUGAGUAGACGCAAUGUAUUAUUGCAAAUAAGUGUCAAGACAACGCAAUUUUUAUAACAGGUUUGAAAAAUUUAAGUUUCUAAAUACCCUAAUGACACCCAAUAUUUUUAUCACAUUCGAUCAACAUAAAGACAGCUGUAGAAAAUCACUGUAUUAAGUCUGACAAUGUUUGAUUUGAUUUGAUAUGUAAUGUUCUUAUUGAGCAAAUUUACGGUAUUACGUCGUUAUUCAUAAAAGUUCAACAAGCGUCAAUAUCUAUUCACAUAAUGUAAUCGUUUGUCCUCAAUUAACCAUUACACGUAAUUAUGAUUAAGUGUGACAAAAUAAUAAUUCGGCCAUUUUGUUAACAAUAACUCCCUGGGAAUAAUUAUGUAUAAUGAUAAUGUACCUACUCUGGCACUAUUACUCUAGGACUAGGACGAACAACUUCUUGACUUGACUUGAGGUACUGAACUCAACUGUGAUGAAAAGGUAAGUUAUUAACUAUUUAUUGACACUUAUUUUUUGUAUGAUCAUAACAUAAUCAAGUAGGUAUUGAUUAGGUAUGAACAUAACACGUAAUUUAUUUGGUAUUUUUAAGUAGAAAAUAUUAAAUUGGGGUGUAACUGUUAUGCGUGUCUUUAACAGAAACACAAAAUGAUUGAAACCAAAUAAACAAAUGCCAUAAA